Molecule: messenger RNA, 1965 nt
Organism: Adineta steineri
Lineage: Eukaryota; Metazoa; Rotifera; Eurotatoria; Adinetida; Adinetidae
Source: the annotation of a GenBank genome assembly
AUGGGUAGAAAAGCAGCAACAAACGACAUCAUCGCAGCGCUGGUGACCACAUUGAGCGAUGCCAAUAAAUGGGUUAGAAGUCAUGCAUGUAAAGUUCUCAGCCAGAUGGGUGAAAAAGCAGCUACGAAAGAGGUGAUCGCAGCGCUGGUGGCUAAAUUGGACGAUGAAGAUGAUUAUGUCAUAUGUAAGGCAUGCGAAGCUCUCGGUCGAAUAGGUGACAUAGCCGCAACACAUGAUGUGGUCGCAGCGCUGAUAAUCGCGCUUGGGGAUACGAAUGAUAUUGUCAGAGAGAGAGCAUGUGUGGCUCUCGGUCAAAUAGGUGAAAAAGCAGCAACAAACGACGUAAUUGUAGCUCUGGUAACUACGCUGGGGGAUGCGAAUAAUAUUGUCAGAUGUGAGGCAUGUGAAGCUCUAGGUCGAAUAGCUGAAAAAGUAUCAACACAAGAUGUGAUCCCAAUCCUGGUGACCGCACUAGGAGAUGCUAAUCAAUGGAUUAGAAGUAACACAUGUAAAGUUCUCGGUCAGAUGGGUGAAAAAGCAGCGACGAAAGAAGCGAUCGCAGCGCUGGUAGCCAAACUGGGGGAUGAAGACGAUUUUGUCAAAAUUCAAGCAUGUGAAGUUCUAGGUCGAAUAGGUGAAAAUGCAGCAACACAGGACGUGGUCGUAGCGUUGGUGACCGCACUGGGAUCUGUUGAUGGUUGGGUCAGACAGAGCGCAUGUAUAGCUCUUGGUGAAAUGGGUGUUAAAGCAGCGACGAAGGAAGUGAUCGCAGCGAUCGUGACCAAACUGGCGGAUGGUGAUGAUUUUGUCAAGUUUAAGGCAUAUAAAGUUCUCUGUCAGAUGGGUGAAAAAGGAGCAACAGACGACGUAAUCCCAGUCCUGGUGACAGCACUAAGAUCUGCUGAUCGUUGGAACAGAGAGGGCGCAUGUGUAGCUCUCGGUAAGAUGGGUGUUAAAGCAGCAACGAACGACGUGAUCAAAGCUCUGAUGACCUCAUUAGGGGAUGCAGAUGAUAUUAUCAGACUGAAGGCAUGUGAAGCUCUCGGUCAGAUGGGUGAAAAAGCAGCGACGAAUUACGUGAUUGCAGCGCUGCUGAUCGCACUAAGAGAUAUCAAUGAUCAUGUGAGACAAGAAGCAUGCAAAGUACUCAGUCAGAUGGAUGAUAAAAUAGCAACAAACGACGUGAUUGCAGCGCUGGUGAUCGCACUGAGGGAUGUCAAUGAUCAUGUGAGACAAGAAGCAUGCAAAGUACUCAGUCAGAUGGAUGAUAAAAUAGCAGCAGACGAUGUGAUUGUAGCACUGGUGAACACACUAGGAGAUGUGAAUGAUGAUGUUAGACAGAAAGCAUAUGAAGUCCUCGGUUGCGUCAGUAAAAAAGGAGCAACGAACGAUAUGAUUGCCUUAUUAGUGGAUGCAUUAAAAGAUGCAAAAGCUUGGAAGAAGGCGUGUAAAGCUCUCGGUCGCAUCGGAGGAAAAGCAGCAACAAGUAGCGUUAUUCACGGGUUAUUAUGUAUUGCUAAUUACGAUGCUUACGCAGCAUUGGAAAAAAUUCUGGUUUCUGCGCCCUCGUUGUGUAACAUAAAUUCGAAUACAGUUUCAAAAUUAUUUGAUUUCUGGAAGCUGCAGGAAUGGCAUGUAAGCAACAUACCUAUGGAAAAGAUUAUGGAGGCGUACAUGUGUACAAAAAUCGCUGAAUGGUGCCCUAUUAUUGGUUUGCAUUCCCUUCAUACCGCUUGCGGUGUUACUAUUGUUGGGGAGAGGGUUAUUGUUUAUGGCAACUCUAAUCCAAUAGGGUUCGACAUGCCGAGUUCCACACUUUCUGAUGACUUAAAUGGCAUGUUUGCUAUUCAGAGUGGUUCGGCUUUUUAUCUGCCAAGAAAUUCGAGAAAUGUCGUUUUACCAUUUAAACGAUCAUUAUCGCCUGUUCUGUACGGAAAUGGUAGUAAACGACCAAAACUACCGUGA